Messenger RNA from Chaetomium strumarium, 1410 nucleotides. Its product is annotated as putative prohibitin protein. NCBI's taxonomy places the organism in Eukaryota, Fungi, Ascomycota, Sordariomycetes, Sordariales, Chaetomiaceae. Gene Ontology annotation, biological process: mitochondrion organization. The record is from RefSeq and is a predicted model, not a curated record. The coding region runs from base 70 to 1014 and encodes 314 amino acids. Gene Ontology annotation, cellular component: mitochondrion; membrane. The transcript has 3 exons.
GAAGCUCUUUCGCCGCCGACGAAACCGAGCUGCAGACUGCAGCGACAAGCCAUUGCAGCACCAGACAAAAUGUCCAAUCGCAACCCAUUCGAGGAGUACGCGAAUAAGCUCCGAGAAGCUGCAAGGGCUAGCAGUCGCGGAGGCUUCCCGGCUGGCGGUCGGUUUCCCGGCGGCGGCUCCCCUCGGGGUCUCGGCAGCGGCCUUGCUGGGCUGCUCCUGCUCGGUGGUGGUGCCCUUAUCUUCCAGAACGCCCUGUUCAACGUCGAUGGUGGUCACAGAGCGAUCAAGUACCGGAGAAUAAGUGGCGUGAGCAAGGAUAUCUACGGCGAAGGUACUCACUUUGUCAUCCCAUGGUUCGAGACGCCUAUCGUCUACGAUGUACGAGCGAAACCGAGAAACGUCUCUUCCCUGACGGGAACGAAGGAUCUCCAGAUGGUCAACAUCACCUGCCGUGUGCUCUCCAGGCCGGAGAUCAGCGCCCUUCCCCAGAUUUACCGGACCCUCGGCCAGGACUACGAUGAGCGGGUGCUUCCCUCGAUUGUCAACGAGGUUCUGAAGAGCGUUGUGGCGCAGUUCAAUGCCAGCCAAUUGAUCACCCAGAGAGAGAUGGUUGCCAGGCUCGUGAGGGAGGCCAUGGCUCGGAGAGCUGCACGCUUCAACAUUCUGCUGGAGGAUGUGUCACUCACGCACCUCGCCUUCUCCCCCGAGUUCACGGCGGCAGUCGAAGCGAAGCAGGUUGCUCAGCAGGAGGCUCAGCGGGCCGCAUUCAUUGUCGACAAGGCCCGGCAGGAGAAGCAGGCUAUGGUGGUUAAGGCACAGGGUGAAGCCAGGUCUGCGGAACUCAUUGGCGAGGCCAUCAAGAAGAACAAGGCGUAUGUGGAGCUGAAGAAGCUGGAGAAUGCUCGGGCGAUCGCGGGGCUUCUGCAGGAGGCAGGCGGGAAGAACAGGUUGCUUCUCGACUCGGAGGGCUUGGGUCUAAAUGUGUUUGAGGAUAGGCCCAACGACAAGAAAUAAGGGAACGACAGUGCCGACUUGGAGGCGAUAACAAUCUCCGCUGUAUGUAUAUUGGACGAUGCCAGCAGUCCCCAGUGUAACAACAUGGUUUUUCUUGGGAUGGGCAGGCCACGGAGCGUUGCAUCCGCAGGAGACUGGAAGUCACAUGCUUUAGUGUGGCUCGAGGAGCACGAUAAUCGUCUUUGGCCGUUCUGGCAGAAAGUCGCUUUGACAAUCCACUGCAAGCUUGGGGGCCGACGUCGCAAGAACCAUCUUGAUUCGAUGAAGUGCUUCCAGCUGACAAACCAUCGUUGUCGCUAUAUGUUGUUAGGCCCUGGGUCAUUAGUAAUUCCUACUAUAUAUCCAUGGAUUGCUCUUCCAUCCUGAAUCUCUCGCGGUCACUUUGGCAGUCCUCUU